AUGAUGUCAUAACAUGGCGGAACUGUGUAGGCAACCGGACACUCAUUAUUGGGUCAAGAUUUCUUAUAGGUAGUUAUUUAGACACAAAACAGAUGAACUAGAAACCGGAAGCAGCGUGCGUUAAUGUGAUUUUUCAUUUAAUCUGGCUGACCAUAAAUUAGAGCCUAUCCAACGUUAGAGGACGCUCAUUUGACUGAACCUUCUCCGGAGAGCCCAGAGUGGGCUGGAAGCUUCCACAAGCCGGAAGAACACAACCAGCAAAGAGGGGAUGGAGGUAGACUGCCAACCCGAGGAGUCCAUUGUCUCUUCAUUUGACGAGGACUGUGUUGAGCUUGGUGACGUCAAGGACAUGAGAUUGGAGGCGGAAGCAGUGGUAAAUGACGUGCUCUUUGCCGUCACUGAAAUGCACGUGUCUCAGAGUCUCAACAGUGCGUCGGACGUGGCCUACAUAAAUGUGGAAACAAGAGAGGGAAAUCGGUAUUGUCUGGAGCUCACGGAAGCAGGACUGAGGGUGGUGGGCUAUGCUUUCGAUCAAGUGGACGAGGAUUUGAGCAACCAGUAUCAUGAGACUGUCUACUCACUUCUGGACACGCUGAGUCCGGGUUACAGAGAAGCCUUUGGGAAUGCUUUGCUCCAGCGGCUGGAGAGGCUGAAGCAAAACGGACAAUAAGAAAAAAAGAAAGAAGUGACCAAGAUGCUGCGUAAGCUCUACAAGUGAAAUAACUGGGCUGACAAUGUGGGUGUAUUUGGAUAUGAGCCAAUAAUAACCAAGUCUGGUCAAAUAUUAUAGCCUAUCAUGUGACAUCCACCUGCCUAGCUACCACUACAAUAAGGGGUACCCUGCCCUAUCAACUUUGCUUUGUUCCGAGUUUCAUAUCAUUGAAUGACUCCAUGUUUGAUACUUAAAUUCAGUGACUGCUAGGGGCUGGCUGUACAGGAUCUGUCGCAACAUUGUGUUGUUGACUUUCAGUGUGGAAAAAAUCUUCCAGCUUCCACGUGUUACAACUUUGUAACUGUGCACAUUGUUUAAGGAUUCUGCACCUUUUCUACUCAUCGAAAUGAAUCUGAGAAAGAAGCAGCAAGUUGUAUUGAUAGUAACUACAUUUCACACUCUGCCCCGCCUGCACUGAAGCUGUGACCGACUGACACCUGCUCAGAUAUACUCAACUAGUUCACAUUCAGCAGGUGUCUCAAUGAAAGAGCCAAAGCUACAUUCUUUCUGUGUAACUCAUUUAUAUGUAAAUUGCCUUAAUGACUGACUUUGGGUUGUAAAAGUACAAAAAUUAACUCAUAAAUUUGUGUUUUACUUAUUUUGUGUUGAAGCAGAUAAUGGCAUUUUGUGGGGCUGUCAUUUCACAUGGAUUGCUAGGUCAGAAGAAAUUAAAACUUAUUUGAAAGUUCUGAUUAUGUUACAAACUAAACUGACACUUUAUUCAAUAUUAAUUUUCAAGUUAGUUGUGUUUGGAUAUUGUCUUUUUUUCCCCUCCAUACUGCACAGUGCAUUGCAUCUCAAGCUUGCAGCUUGCAAGGACUUGUGGAGCUGCUUUAAGUUGAUGUUGGUUUAUUGUACUUGUGACCUGGUUAUGAUCCCACUUCAGUCUUAUGAAAUCUGCUUUAAGAAAACUUGUUACCUUUGCAUUCGUACUGUUAUUCCUUGCUGCUGGCCUUUGCUCAGACCAAUAAAUUCUCAGAACUA
This is a messenger RNA of Toxotes jaculatrix (banded archerfish), 1696 nucleotides long. RefSeq names its product gsk3b interacting protein (gene gskip). The transcript is spliced from 3 exons. Gene Ontology annotation, biological process: regulation of canonical Wnt signaling pathway. Gene Ontology annotation, molecular function: protein kinase A binding; kinase regulator activity. The record is from RefSeq and is a predicted model, not a curated record. Gene Ontology annotation, cellular component: cytoplasm. The coding region runs from base 269 to 670 and encodes 133 amino acids. NCBI's taxonomy places the organism in Eukaryota, Metazoa, Chordata, Actinopteri, Toxotidae.